AUGCUCCUCAAGAACAUUGCCGCCCUCUUUUUCACCGCUGCGGCCGUCUCGCAGCCGGUUCUUUCCACCAUCAUCGUCACCCAGCCUGUUGCUUCGACCAACGGAAAGGGCGGGCAAAAGCUGUCGAUCGAGUGGAACGACGACGGUAAGUCGCCCAAGCUCAGCAGCGACUGGGGCAGGAUCAACAUCUUCCUUGCCACUGGCAGCCAGAAUGUACAGUUCAAGCUGGAACAGCUCGCGACGAACCUCGCGCCGGGCCUGACGUCGUUCCGCCCGACAAUCUCGAAGAAUGCCGGUCCGAACGCGAUCAAGGAGUACUUCCUCCGCUUCGAGGGGACCAAGCUGCAGGCAAACGGCAUCCCGCCGAUGGCCUUCUCGGCCCGCUUCACGCUCACCGGCAUGUCCGGCUCCUUCAAUUCGACCAUCAUGAGCGCCAAUAACGGUGCCACAGACCCCGUCACGGCCCUCGUGCCCACAUUGACAAGCAGCAGUCUGAGCACGGCUCGCUCGACGCCCACCACAUCCGCCAGCACCGGGCCCAGCUCCAACAGGUCCAACUCCACCUCGGCUGCCGCCCUCGCCGCUCCCGGCGUCGAUGCGCUCGCACUCGGCCUCAGCGGCGCCAUCGCCAUCGCCGGCGCUGCGCUCUUCUAA
This is a messenger RNA of Tilletiaria anomala UBC 951, 654 nucleotides long. RefSeq lists its product as uncharacterized. Gene Ontology annotation, biological process: cell wall biogenesis; (1->6)-beta-D-glucan biosynthetic process. The transcript has 2 exons. NCBI's taxonomy places the organism in Eukaryota, Fungi, Basidiomycota, Exobasidiomycetes, Georgefischeriales, Tilletiariaceae. The record is from RefSeq and is a predicted model, not a curated record. Bases 1 to 654 code for a protein of 217 amino acids.